Messenger RNA from Neurospora tetraspora, 1530 nucleotides. Its product is annotated as zf-DHHC-domain-containing protein. The record is from RefSeq and is a predicted model, not a curated record. The coding region runs from base 227 to 1348 and encodes 373 amino acids. The transcript is spliced from 2 exons. Gene Ontology annotation, cellular component: Golgi apparatus; endoplasmic reticulum. Gene Ontology annotation, biological process: protein targeting to membrane; peptidyl-L-cysteine S-palmitoylation. Gene Ontology annotation, molecular function: protein-cysteine S-palmitoyltransferase activity. NCBI's taxonomy places the organism in Eukaryota, Fungi, Ascomycota, Sordariomycetes, Sordariales, Sordariaceae.
ACAGCCGCUCCCUGUCCCUUUGUGAUGUCACCUGCACCCAGCAUGCUCCCUCCCGGCACCUAUAAAUCGGGACCGACAGGAGAUGUGGAGCUUCUGUACGUCCGUCUGACUCGGAGCUUUUCCCACUGACCGGAACCCUUUCGCAGUGGAUCACUUUCUCCAUAGGCGUCAACAGCCCAGCGCUGCCAUCGCAUUCCUCGUCUUCUACUUUAUCACUUUUGUCUUGAUGCUCUUGACCUACAUCCGGCUGUUCCUGGUUAUUCAGCAAAAUCCUGGCGUUGUCCCCCUCGGGCAGCGAGCGAUAUGGCGGUUAGAGAAGGAGGAAAAAGAGAAGCCAAGUUGGCGACGACACAAGCAUAAACAGACCGACGAUAUAGAGGCCACCGCCUAUAGCAAUGUCGGACCAGACGAGGACCCUGAUAGCCCUGGGCUGGAGUCCUUUUACAGCAAAGACGUUUUCAUCUGCGAAUCAGACGGAAAGCCGCGAUGGUGUCACAGUUGUUGCACCUGGAAGCCAGACAGGGCGCAUCACUGCAGUGAAAUCGAUCGAUGCGUCAAGAAAAUGGACCACUAUUGCCCGUGGGUUGGGGGGAUUGUGGGUGAAACCUCGUUUAAAUAUUUCAUCCAGUUUACAUUUUACGCAUCGCUUUGCGCUAUAGUAAUUAUCACUGCUUGCGCUCUCUGCACGAGACAGCGACUCCAUACCGGUCACGGCCUCGAUGGCUUUGUGAUCGCCGUGUUGGCUUUAUCCGGCCUCCUGGGUUUUUUCACCGUAACCAUGUUCAUCACAUCCGCGCGGUAUGUGCUGUUGAACAUGACCAACAUCGACUACCUCAAGUCCAAAAACUUUGUACACAAUCUCGCCAUUCGGGUACCCAGGGGUACUCAAUCCUGUGAAAAGUACAAGGUCAUCACAUAUCCGAUAUCGAAACCGGGCGACUCGAGCCCGCAGUUAUCUGGGGACGCUGGUGCAAGGGGUGUGGCCAGUGAGAGGGAUAUGCUCGCAACGCGCACCUUUGCCGUCGUCAAAACCGAGCUGGGCGAGAACCCGUGGGAUCUAGGUCUCUAUCGAAACUGGAAAUCCGUUAUGGGCAACGGCAUCGUCGACUGGCUACUACCUCUCAAGGACUCACCUUGCGCGACGUACGAGAACAACGAGAGCUUUUACGAAAUGGGUCCCAUAUAUCUGCGAGUGCGGGAAAGGUUCGGGCUUCCGCCACUGACCGACGACGAGAAGGGGUUCACCACAUCGAAGAAGGAGUCGUCAGGAUCACAGCCCAAGGAGAGGAAACAAAAGAAGCAGGAGCAGGGACUACAGGACCAGGCGCAUGGGUCGGCGAACUUGUGAUCAAAUUCAAAUUAUCAAUCUAGAUACCCCCUUUCAUUUGUCUAUGUUGUUUGUUUUACCAUACUAUUUUGGUUUCUGUACUUUUGCUGACGCUCGGCGAAAGGGCUCGGCGGUUAUGUUUCUUUUACUCUUGAUUAGAUACUUUUUUAAUGUUGGAUUACGGUUGGCACUUCGGUAUGCUG